UGACAAAUGACAGUUAUUGUGCCGAGAAGACGGUAGUUUAUUCCAAUUUGCUUUGUCCGGCUUUUGUGUAAAAUCAUUGUUAUUACAAUAAUUAUAAACAAGGCAGUUUCGUUGUCGGAAAAUAACUUUCACGCAUAACGUCUUAUAAUGCAGAGUGUAAUAAACACAGUAAAAGGAACCGCCCUGGGUGUUGCGGGAUAUUUGACGCCUGUUCUCAAGGAAUCCAAGUUUCAAGAGACUGGUGUAUUGACUCCAGAAGAAUUUGUAGCAGCAGGUGAUCACUUGGUUCAUCACUGCCCCACCUGGCAGUGGGCCAAGGGUGAGGAGUCCAAGAUUCGAUCAUACUUACCACCAGAUAAGCAGUUCCUCAUUACCAGGAAUGUACCAUGCUAUAGACGUUGCAAACAAAUAGAAUACUGUGAAGACAAUGAGAAGGUCAUAGAAGAUGAACAUGAUGAGGAUGGUGGUUGGGUGGACACACAUCAUUACGAGUCCUCCGGCUUACCCGCCGUUGAAGAGAAGGUGUGCGAGAUGACGCUGGAGGCGGCGGAGACGGGCGACAGCGACGGCUCGGCGGGCGGCGAGCGCGACGACGACGACGCCGACGACGACGACGAGGCCGAGGACAUGGAGCGCUUCCAGGAGUCCGGCCUGCUGGACGAGGUGGACCCGUCAACAGCGUUAACGACUCGCAAGGAACCGAAGGAGAAGAAGCAGAAAUCUGACGGCGAUGAGAUCAUCAAGACUCGAACCUACGACCUCCAUAUCACUUACGACAAGUACUACCAGACUCCGCGCCUGUGGCUCAUCGGAUAUGAUGAGGAGCGGCGGCUGCUGGGCGUGGAGGCGAUGUACGAGGACGUGUCGCAGGACCACGCCAAGAAGACCGUCACCAUGGAGUCGCACCCGCACGUGUCGGGGCCCAGCAUGGCCUCCGUGCAUCCUUGCAGACACGCGGAGGUGAUGAAGAAGAUCAUCGAGACGGUGACGGAGAGCGGCGGCGAGCUGGGCGUGCACGCCUACCUCAUCGUGUUCCUCAAGUUCGUGCAGACCGUCAUCCCCACCGUCGAGUACGACUUCACGCAGAACGUCAACAUCAACUAGCCCACGACGUGUCGGAUUGCAUGCGAUAGCAAAUAAAUAUGAGCUUAGUUCGUCCGCCGUGACGUUUCCGAUGUCCUUUACUGUGUUUGUUAUAUAUAUUUUAAACGUUUACGGCUUUACCUGUAAACGGUGUUCAUGGGGUGGCAGGUUAAGCGAUGCUGUCUUUCGACGGUCAAAUCGAUGGGAUCGUAAAGUGAAACUCGAUGCUUAAUUAAACUCCCAUUAACUGCCUUUAUGAGUACGGCCGUUAUAAAAUAUGCGAUUGAUCACUGAACAAAAUCAUCAUGCUCAAAAUAUCAGUACAACCUGGAAUUACAAUUUACAAACAGUAAUCAUAGUUUUACACCGAUAUUAUUCGUUUUGUUAUUUAAAAAUCGAAAUGUCAUAUCAUGUAUAUUCAAUUCGACGGAUAAAUUUUAGUACAUGUUUAAAAAAACAAGUCGGAAUAAAUCUUGAAUACGAUUUAUUAUAGAACAUGCAUUUUUUGUAUACGUUUAAUUAAUUUUCGGGCAUUGUUAUCUUUAUUUUGUAAGAAUGUAUUCGUAUUUAACGUAAUUAAGAAGCCACUUCUUUACAUUUGUAGCGAAACAUUGUUGUAUUUUUUCGUUAAUCUGCAAUGAAUUCUAGUUAUUUAGAUCUUAUGAAAUUGUAACGAUAGCUUCACGUGUGCCAUCACUUCGCCUAUUUUGUCGUCAUCGUUUAAUCUACGAACAGCACAAUAAUUAGAAUUACUCUUAACACAAUGCUAAGUAUUUUUUAUGACGUCUAUAGGCGUUUAAUCUCCCAGAAGUUUUUAAAUGAGAAUAAUUGUCUCAAUAAUCCAAUUAGCGUUAAUUUUAUGUGUGUUCUUAAUUGGUGUGCUUAGUGUGGUGCUUGGUUUCGAACGCUCACUAGGGGUCGUUGAAACGUGCCAUUGACGACCAGUUGGGAGUGGAAUUAUUGCUUAAAGUAAUUUCUAAACUUCAAUUUAUUGCUCAGCGAGGAAUUUGAAAUUUAGAAUGUAAGCAAUAAUACAGAAGAAUAUGAUUUGGUUCGAUUCUAAUGUUGGUAAUUAAAAGCUUACUCAUACAACAGUGCAAAUUAUCUAAAUUUAACUUUAAUUUAUAGGAUUUACGAGAGCUUUAUGUACGACAUAAAAGUUAAUUCACUACACAAUAACUUUGGCAAAAAAUACUAAAGUUGUGAUGUAUAAAUUUGAUAGAAAUGCUAUUUCUAUGAUAUCAGCAAUCACAAUAAUGUUAUCCUUACGAGAGCAAAUAGUAGUAUGAUUAUAUAAAUACAACUUGCAAAAACGAAAAUUCCAUACUGCCGACAUAUUGUAAUUUAUUUAAGAAUAUAACGAUAGCUACUGUAUGAAUUACCAAAUACGUUCAGGCAUUUAAGUUAUGUUUGAAUAAAUAAACUAGCAUACAUGAACCCUGACAACAUUACGUUCCGUUUUUGGACACUAAAAAAAUCACCUAUUAUAAUUUUAAGGAUAUAUUUUUAAACUCCAUUUUAAAAUUACGGUUACACGGACGUUUCCUGUAUAAUCUUAAUAAAGCGUGUGAAAUUUUCUAUAUUUUAAAUAUCGAUGUAUAAACGAGCUCUUCGAGGCUAACGUUUAGAUAAUAAUCCAUUUUAAAUAUGUAAAUAUAUAUAUUUUGUUAAACAAUAGUUGGUUUAUAUAAAGAUGUCGAAAAUUGGUGAAAUUGAAGAGGAUUAAAAAAAAAAAUUAACAACCAAUAUUUUGCCGUUAUUAAUGUUGCUAGUGUAAGUUGUCAAGCAUAUUAUGUUGAUAUUAAAAUAUUCUUUAUAGCUAUGUAAAUAGGUUACAAAUUCAUAUUUGCUUAAUAUUAUAUGAAUUGAAGUUAGCGAUAGGCAUAGCGCGAGAGUGCGCGUCGUUGUUAGUUUUUUUUUAAAUAAAUUAUUUUGCUGCUA
Messenger RNA from Vanessa tameamea, 3024 nucleotides. It is a transcript of the gene Atg3, whose product is annotated as ubiquitin-like-conjugating enzyme ATG3. Gene Ontology annotation, cellular component: cytosol; phagophore assembly site. The transcript has 7 exons. The record is from RefSeq and is a predicted model, not a curated record. Bases 148 to 1104 code for a protein of 318 amino acids. Gene Ontology annotation, biological process: autophagosome assembly; autophagy of mitochondrion; nucleophagy. Gene Ontology annotation, molecular function: Atg8-family ligase activity. Lineage: Eukaryota; Metazoa; Arthropoda; Insecta; Lepidoptera; Nymphalidae.